CAGAUGGUGGCUUCACCUCGAUGAAGAGAAAGACGCAUAUGGUGGUUCUGUAUAAGACACGUAUGAAUCCCGCGUUUAUGACCUUGUGUUAAGAAGCAAGUUCAAAUCAGUCACCUCUCAAUCAAGAUUGUACUCAACUCACCUUCACCCAACCCCUGAAAAUCUUUCCAAAUCCCAUUGUACUUACUAGCCCCUCUAUAUCACCGAAAAAAGACACCAUCAGCCAUGUCCUCCUCCUCUUCCUCCGCACAGCCUGAACUGCCCUCCGGCAUCAGCCGCUGCUGCCUCACCGGCUUCCGCUGGUCCGGCACGCCCACAGGCACCGCCCUCCCUGCAGGUUCCAUCCCAGGCACCACCAACGCCGUCUACAAAACGGGCACGAACCCGCGCGUCGCCAUCCUGAUCAUCCACGACAUCUUCGGCUGGACUUUCCCCAACGUCCGCCUGCUGGCCGACCACUACGCCGCCGAAGCGAACGCCACCGUCUUCGUCCCGGACUUCUUCGGCGGCUUUGUCUGUCCGCCCGAGUUAGUGCUGGAGGAGCGCUGGGGGGAGAUCGACAUUGCGCGCUUCAUGAAAGAGAAUGCGCGCGAGGUGCGCGAGCCUGAAAUCUUUGCGUUUGCGAAGGCGUUGAAGAGUGCGGAGGGGGGCGGGUUUGAGAAGGUCGGGGCCGUGGGGUACUGUUAUGGUGGGUGGGCGAUUUUCAGGUUGGCUGCUGCUGAGCAUGAGGAGGGUUCUGGGGAUUCUGAGGGGCACGGCAAGAAGUUGGUGGACGCGGUGACGACUGGUCAUCCUACCUUUGUGACGAAGGAAGAUAUUGAGAGGGUUUCAAAGAACGUGCCGGUGCAGGUGUUGGCUCCGGAGUUUGAUCAAAGGUAUACGGAGGAGUUGAAGACGCAUACGUUUGUGACGCUGCAGAAGCUGGGAGUGCCAUUUGAGUAUUCGCAUUUUCCGGGGGUGCAUCACGGUUGUUUCAUCAGGGGCGAUGAGAGGAAGGAGGGCGAGAGGGAGGCAAUGGUUAGGGGCAAAAAUGCAGCGGUUGCGUGGAUGAAGCAGUGGUUGCAUAGUAACUGA
Molecule: messenger RNA, 1074 nt
Organism: Neurospora crassa OR74A
Lineage: Eukaryota; Fungi; Ascomycota; Sordariomycetes; Sordariales; Sordariaceae
Product: dienelactone hydrolase
Exons: 1
Coding region: 226-1074 (282 amino acids)
Molecular function (GO): hydrolase activity
Source: RefSeq, a predicted model, not a curated record